CUACAGUAGUUUAUAACUUACUCUAUUCUUUACUCCAAAGAGUAAAGUUAGAGUAAAAUAUUUAUUUAACUAGUUUACUCUUCUUUGAAGGUAGCUGAGCGGGACGGGCUUUUGCUUUCGUUUUCUUUAAAUUCUAACAAUUUAAGACAUUUUUAAUUUAAACUCGUCUAAAAUUAACCAACAAAAUUGCUUCCACAAUGACUGUGACGCGGGUGGCAGAAUCCCGCACAGAAUUUAAAUUAAAAAGCCUUCCUGAAGAUGCUAUUUCCAGUGUGAAAUUUGCACCGAAAUCAAGUCAAUAUCUACUCGUAUCAUCUUGGGACUGCUCUGUACGGUUAUACGAUGUACUCUCCAACAGCGAACGCCAUAAAUAUAGCCAUGAAUUACCUGUACUUGACGUUUGUUUUAGGGAUGCAGUACACUCUUACAGUGGUGGAUUGGACCAAACAUUGAAAAUGUACGACCUCAAUGCGGGCUCGGAAACUGUACUCGGUGAACAUAAAGGAGCCAUCAGAUGUGUGGAGUUUGCUAGUGAGGUGAAUGCUGUGCUAACCGGCAGUUGGGAUGGUACUGUGAAGAUGUGGGACAGUAGGGUUCCUAAUUGUGUUGGAACUUAUAAUCAGGGAAAUGAAAGGGUUUACACAAUGAGUAUAGUUGGUGAGAAAUUUGUUGUGGGUACGUCUGGACGUAAGAUUUUUGUCUGGGAUGUUAGAAACAUGGGGCAUGUGAAUCAAAGAAGAGAGUCCUCUUUGAAGUAUCAGACACGAUGCAUCCGUGUAUUUCCUAAUAAACAAGGUUAUGUGUUGAGCUCAAUCGAAGGUCGUGUGGCAGUGGAGUACUUGGAUAGCAAUCCUGAAGUGCAGAAAAAGAAAUAUGCCUUUAAGUGUCAUCGAAUAAAAGAUGGUGGUUUGGAGAAAAUCUAUCCAGUCAACGCAAUCAGUUUUCACUCCAUAUACAAUACAUUUGCUACUGGUGGAUCAGAUGGAUAUGUUAAUAUUUGGGAUGGUUUCAACAAGAAGAGAUUGUGCCAAUUCCACAGAUACAAUACAGCUGUAUCGGCACUCAGUUUCUCCCACGACGGGACAGCUCUAGCCAUUGCUUGCUCUCAACUAGAUGAAACUCAAAUAGAAGAACCAAAACCAGAGGACAGUAUUUAUAUCAGAUAUGUAACAGAUCAAGAAACUAAACCAAAAUGAGGAGAAAAUUAUGCCCUGUAGACAUUGUGUUUUUUUUUUUCAUAUUUUAAAACCCUUUAAUUAUUUUUUUUGACAACAUUGUAUGAACAUGAAAAGAAUUUUAAUCAGGGUUAUGAAUUUAUGUUAAGAUUAAAAAUGGUAUUGAACAUUAAUUAUACCUUUGAAAGUUAAAUGCAUCAGUUUAAUAUGUUCAUCAAUGGAAUAUGUUCUAGAAAAAUAACAUUAUUGUAAUUUGUCUAUUGGGCAGAGUGUUAGUUUAAAUAAUUAUUCUUUAAGUGACAAACUGGUAAUAAAUAAGCUCAGAAUGAAAUG
This is a messenger RNA of Diatraea saccharalis (sugarcane borer), 1508 nucleotides long. The record is from the annotation of a GenBank genome assembly. Lineage: Eukaryota; Metazoa; Arthropoda; Insecta; Lepidoptera; Crambidae.